Molecule: messenger RNA, 3433 nt
Organism: Antechinus flavipes (yellow-footed antechinus)
Lineage: Eukaryota; Metazoa; Chordata; Mammalia; Dasyuromorphia; Dasyuridae
Gene: LRRC63
Product: leucine rich repeat containing 63
Exons: 10
Coding region: 1368-3044 (558 amino acids)
Molecular function (GO): protein binding
Source: RefSeq, a predicted model, not a curated record
AAUCUUUCAGCACCUGUUAAUUAAACUUCUUGCAUCUCCAUUUCUUAGAAAACUAGAACUUGUAAUUUUCCAUGUUCCCUACUACCAGAGUAAGGAGUUUACAUAUAUAUAUUACUUUCUUUUCUUUUUCGAACGGGGAUUUUUAUUUAAAGAAAGUUUUUUUUUUUUUCUUUUUGCAACCUUCCCCUUUCCCACUCACUAAAGGGCAUUUUGGCCCGCACGCACAUGCACUAAUAAACACACACUGACCAUAUACACAGAGAAAGCCUACCCAGAAAUCUCCAGCAAACAACUUGACAAGAAAGACACCAAGGCAACACCAACAUACUUUGCUUAAAAAACAUAUGGAAUGCGACGGACAAAACAGGUGCCUAACUCACAUUUGGAGAGUUCACUCUCUGCUCCUUUAUUCUUAUAGAUGCCCUGUAUCUCAGCAAUUUUUAAAAGAAAAGAAAAAAAAAAAAAAACCACCCAGAACCAGUUGCAUUUAAAGCGCAGCCCAAGCAGAGAAGUGAAUAACAUCGCCAGCCCACUGCAUAAAAUCUCCGGCCCGGGAGAGAACCUAGAGAUAACAGAGGGAAAUGCGACAUGAGAACUAAGCUUGGUUACCGAGCAAGGAGCGUCACAAUAAGAGGUAGAAUGGUGUUCACCAGGGCUCUGUAAUUCAGCGGCAUGUGGCACUAGCGUCUCCUCCUGCCUCUACUGCCUGCAGCCUCUCUCGUGGCCCAAUGCAGGGGAGGAGGAAGGUAAAGGGCCCCUGUGAGCACUUUGCUCUCUCCACAGCUGCAGCGGCGGCCGCAGCAGCAGAGCCGCCAGCGCGCUCCUCUCCUCCUCUCCGGGGAACGCGCCUCCUCCUCGCACUCUCUCCCAAGCACUGAGCGCAGCUCUCCUCGGCCUUACCCAGCCCGUCCAACCCUGCCCAGCCCUGCCCUGCCCUGCCCUUCUCUCAGUUUUCCUGGCAGGGCUCUCGCGGACGCCCGUGCCUCCUGCCUGGAAGGAGCACGCGCUGCAGCUGCAGGUGAGGGCAGGGCUCCCCCUGUUGCCAAGAGCCGGUCUCCAAGACGCAGGAUUCUAACCAUAAGACAGAGAGUGGGAUAGAAGGAGAAACUGGGACCAACGUCUGGAGGGACUGGGAUUUUGAGCACAGUGGAUUUCUAGAAAUAAGGAGUACUUACUACUUUCUUGGAGGCAUCAGGGGACAGUGCGGAGAGUAAUCCAAAGGCAAUAACUCAUUCAGUUCCUAGGAGAGAUAAACAUGUUAAGAUGUAGAUUUGAUUAGCUGCCUCAGGAUUGCAAUUAGAAUAUUUCAGAGCUUCAUCAAUUCUGCUUAAUGAGGUCUGUAAGAACAGAAAUUAAUUUUAAAUAAAAUGCUUACACUACCAAAACUCCUUCGAAAACCUCUGCCUCCAAAAUCCCAACUUAAACCACUUCAACUAAAGAAAGGAAAAAAGCAGACAGCUUUCACCAAGCAAGUAUCCAAACAAAAAGAUCUUCUUCAACCUUGUCCCAGUAAAAUUAUUCCAACUGAAAUAGAGAAGAAUGGCUUUUUUGGAAGAUUUCCAAAGAGAAGAAAGCAAUCCCGGAUCCAUAUCAAAACCCUUCUUCUUAAAUGGCCUGCAAAAGGACCUAUGGAUCCUGCAUCAAGGCUGUUUUUAAAGAAAUAUCCAAGGUUCUAUAUGCUAUUUUCAAACAUUAAAGAUACUGGUUCUUUAUAUUUGCCAAGUGACGAUUUGAUAAAAUAUGGAAGUUUAGAAAAGGAAUGUGUGCGUCGUAAAAUGAGACACUUUUUAAUGGAUUCAACUGUCUCUUCUGAGAUCUCAACAUCAACAAGUUCCCAAUUAGUACCGUCUCAAGUAGAACAUUCAUCCAGCUUCAUAAAACCUGACUUUGACCAUUUAACUACACCAGACUCAAUAAGCUCUUCUAGAUCUGUGGAUAAACCUGAAACUGAGUCUAAGAAAGAAAAAGUGAAAUGGUAUGAAAAACUGAAAGAACCUCAUGAUACAAUGAAUAACCAAAUUUUUUCAUUUGAUGAACUACCAGCAACUUUAGAAAGAAAGCCUGUUACACAUUAUUUGUUAGAUGUUCAUCAUAAAGAAGAGGAAACUAAAGAACCCAUACCAAUAGAACAUAGAGCCCAUUUUCCAGAUUCUACAGAAGUGGCAGAGUCUGAAAAAGAUCUCGUUGUGUAUGGUGAAGGUUAUAAUAAAGAAUCAGUGCACUUAUUAGAGGAUUCAAAAAUAAAUCUUGCCAAAAUAGCUGUCUUGAAAUGUCAAGAAUUUGGAAGAAAUGCACUUAGUUUAAAGGGUUUCUUUAUUGAUAAAUGUCCAGACUUAAGUAUUUUGGCAGAUCAAUUGGUAUAUCUUAACUUGUCUUACAAUAAUUUAGCUAUCUUUCCCCCAGAGGUGAUAGUUUUAAUCAAUUUACAAGUUUUGAUCAUGAAAAAUAAUCCCAUCAAAGAGAUCCCUUCUACUAUUGAAGAAUUAAAACACCUCACAAUAUUUGUCAUUUCCUUUAAUUUGCUAACUUCUCUUCCAAAAGGGUUAUUUACAUUGUCUGAACUUGAGUUCCUGGAUGUCUCCUACAAUGAAAUACUUGUUAUUCCAAAGGAAAUCCAAUAUCUCAGAUCCCUUAACUAUUUGAAACUUGAUGGAAAUGAACUAACAACUUUUCCACCUGAAAUUUUGAAACUUUCACUGGACAAAUUUUCUUUAGAAAAUAACUUCACCCACCCUUUGCUGUGGAAAGAGAAUUCUAAAAAUGAUGCUCAAACUCUCAAAGAUCUAACUCUUUUGUUCUUAUCUCAAAAUGAACUAUGGAAAGUUUAUAAGGACCAUUUCUCACCUGAAAUUAAGCAACAACUAAACACCUCUAAUUUGUGUGAAUACUGCCGGGGCCCUUUGUAUGGUAAAGGACUUCGUCUCAUUCGAUCCUUCGAUGUUUUUAAUAAUUCACUUAUUCCCAUCUUGCUUAAAGUCUGCUCUUCAAAAUGCUUUACGCAUGCAGAAAAUGAUCCAAAUAUCUUGACUCUUUUGACCAGAUGAUAUUAAAGUCAUGGCUUCAUUAAGAAAACUGUAGUUCUACCGCCAAGUCAGGAAAUUUUGCAAUCUACAAGUUCUAUUAACAGCUCUUAGAGAAUCUAACUUUGGUGAAGUUGCUAUAAUACAAAACACAGACAUCUUCACCUGAAUCUUCUGUUAAUCCAGGAGUUUUUCUCAAAUGUAUUACUAAUAGCAAUGACUGGCUUUUUCUCAAAGAAGAAUCUGUAAGGGGCUACUGGAAAAUAUGAAGUCAAGGACAAUUUUUUUUCAUUAUGUGUUCUACAUAAUAAAAAUGUAUUAUAAUCUCUACAAUAAACAUUUUUCUGCAUUUAACCUUUUUACCUAUAAUCUGCUUCUAAGUUAAUAAAAAAGUAUGCGAAAAUGAAACAUGA